Ooceraea biroi (clonal raider ant) is the source of this 1347-nucleotide messenger RNA. RefSeq lists its product as uncharacterized. The record is from RefSeq and is a predicted model, not a curated record. Lineage: Eukaryota; Metazoa; Arthropoda; Insecta; Hymenoptera; Formicidae. Gene Ontology annotation, cellular component: transcription regulator complex; nucleus. Gene Ontology annotation, biological process: regulation of transcription by RNA polymerase II.
AUUCCUAUUCCAACGACUACGACUGCGACUUAUUCCUGCGACAGACCAAUCAGAAAAUAGCAGAAGUGUUAUGAGAAGACAGUGUCAUGUAACGCGCACAUCGACGCGAGUAAAAUCAAGUACAACAGUAAAAAAUGGAUUUGAACGAAUACGACAUAGAAAUACCAAACGAACAAGUGGGAUCAAUUAUAUCCAAUGAAAAUUCUUCAAAUGAAGUUCCAACAACUACGUUGGAAAGUAUUUAUGAUUAUGAAGAUAAAGUACAAGAGGACUUAGAUUUGAUUGCACUCGUUGAAGGCAAUCCUAAACUUUACGCAAAAAGAAAGGCAGGUUACCGAAAUACACAAGAAAAAGAUAUGGCAUGGAUUACUAUUGGUAAAGCUAUGAAAUAUGCAAUAAGUGGAACAUAGGCAAAACACAGAUGAGAAACAUUGCGGAAUCUGUAUGGUCGCGCAAGGCGAGAAAUAAUGGUGCUUAUGAAACGGCAAGAAUUGUCAGGUUCAGGGAGAGAUGAUGUUUCUUAUAAAAAUCUGUUGUCACCACAAAGCAAAGCUAUUCAUCGUUUUAUGUCUCGUCUGUAUAUCCCACGAAAGACAGUCUCUAAUUAUACCAAUCCAUCAUCUACAUCAUCCUCUUCACCGUCUUUUGCUUGUGAAAGCAAAUGUAGGCUUCCCUCCAGCUCAUCGUUGGUGAAGCAACUUUCACAAUCUAUACUCUCAGCACCACGAGCAUUAACUAGACAAUCACCUAAAGAUUCACCGAUACAUUCGUUUCUUUGGAAUCAAGAAGUUGAGAACAUUUCUGAAAUGCCUGCAUCAGAUAUGAAAAAAAGGAAGAAGACAGAUCUUGAAGAAGAAUCGUUAAUUAAACAAUCAUCACAGGCUAUUGCUACAGCUUGCUCGGCUUUGCCAAUAUUGCUGAAUAGAACAACUUCUAAGGUAGAGACAGAAGAGGAUAAAGAUAUGAUAACAGUCCUGUUAUACGGAUUUAAACGUGUCCCUGUGCAACAGAAAACGAAAUGCAUGAUCAAGUUAUUGGAGACAUUGGAAUCAUUUAACAAAACUGAAUGAAAGACUGCAUAGUUAUUGUUGACCAAGAUAUGAGAGCUGCUUUUACCGUCGCUGUGAUUUACUUGUCAUUAGUUUUUUAGGACGCAAAUUUUAACUAUUAUUAGAAACUUUUUAAAGAAAUUUCUCCAUUGUUAUUAGAAACGCCAUGUUUUUCGAAAAAUUUGUUUUGCUUUCAUGUUAUUUAUUAGUUGCAAAGAAAAAUUUUGAUGAAUUUAUGUCAACUACUAGUCCUAGGUUGUUACAGAAACUGUUACGUAUAAAAUAUGUAUCACAACAU